Molecule: messenger RNA, 483 nt
Organism: Mesitornis unicolor (brown roatelo)
Lineage: Eukaryota; Metazoa; Chordata; Aves; Mesitornithiformes; Mesitornithidae
Product: artemin-like
Exons: 3
Molecular function (GO): glial cell-derived neurotrophic factor receptor binding; growth factor activity; receptor tyrosine kinase binding
Source: RefSeq, a predicted model, not a curated record
AUGGAGCAGCGAGCAGGGCCACCAGAGCCGAGACCUGCAGGACCCAGCACGCACCCGCAGCCCAAGGAGGGGAUGCUGUGGGGGCUCCUUGCCAUCCUCUCACUGCUGGCUGGGCUGGCUGCUGGCACCCUGCGAACGCCACACUGCAACGAGACGCUGGACACGGCCCCAACGCCGCGGGGCAUGGCCACCGCCAGCCCGACAGGGGAGGACGGCGUGGAGGUACCACUUGCCGCUGCCUGGAGCCAGCUGUAUGGGGACAACGCGACGACGGGCAGCCCAGGUGCCACAGAGCUGACAGAGGACCUGCUGCUGCGUGCCGAGCGCUCACCGCCGGGCACUGGGAAAGCCAAGAAGGGGGCACGGAAACCCUCCCGGGGGGCCCGCGGGCGCAACUGCCACAUCCGCAACCUGAUGGUGAAGGUGCGCGACUUAGGCCUGGGCUUCAACUCGGACGAGAUCGUGCUCUUCAAGUACUGCAGC